Molecule: messenger RNA, 1634 nt
Organism: Purpureocillium takamizusanense
Lineage: Eukaryota; Fungi; Ascomycota; Sordariomycetes; Hypocreales; Ophiocordycipitaceae
Exons: 3
Coding region: 41-1498 (485 amino acids)
Source: RefSeq, a predicted model, not a curated record
CGCAAAUGCGCCACCGCCAACCCCCGCGGCCGCAUCCAUCAUGUCGACGACGCACAGAGAGGGCGUCAACCCGCUGAGGCCCUACUACAUUCCGCCCACCAUCGGCGAGGCCGCCGACCCCGUCGCCGCCGCCAGCACGAAUCCCUUCUCCGGCCGCCAUGCGACGGGCAGCGCCCGCUACGCGUCCAAGGCGCGCGACGUCCUCGCCGACCUCGACUACAAGGACUACCUGCGCGACUCAUCGCCGUCGGUCGUCCAGAGCGUCAAGGAGCUGGUCGACGAGCUGGUAUGGAAGUACACUUCCGUGUUGAUGGCCCAGCCGUUUGAGGUGGCCAAGACGAUCCUGCAGGCACGCGACCAGGACGACAACGCCGCGCUGGCCACGGCGUCGGAGCCCGGCAGCUUGAAGCGGCAGGCCUCGGGCCAGGCCGGCUCCAUCUAUGAUUACGCAGAUUCCGACUCGGAAGGUGACGAACCUGCCUAUUUCACAUCCAACGUGCCCGGAACGCCCACGUCCUCGUACAGGAGAAACCAGCACAUUCACGGCGCAUCAUCGCCAUCGUCGACGGCCAAAAAGCCUGCUGUCCCAGAACACCAGCUGACUCUGCGGAGGCCGGACUCUAUUGCCGAAGUGAUUGGGCAGUUAUGGCAAAAGGACGGCGCAUGGGGCGUGUGGAAGGGCUCGAACGCAACGUUCCUCUACACCGUCUUGCAAUCCUUGCUGGAAAACUGGUCGCGAAGCUUCCUGAGCGCCAUCUUCAACGUUCCCGACCUGGGCGUCAGGGAAGACAUGGACCGCCUCAUCGACAUCGCGUCCCCGUAUCCCUGGGUAUCCCUCUUCGUUGCUGGCGCUGCGGCGGUGGCUACAGGCGUCCUUCUCUCGCCGCUGGACCUUGUACGCACUAAGCUCAUCCUGACUCCGAACAAGGGACAGCGCCGGACGCUGGCGUCCCUGCGCGCCCUUCCGUCGUACCUGUGUCCGUCCGCGAUUGCUCUUCCCACCGUUCUCAACUCGCUCAUUCAUCCGCUGUUGACAUUAUCAACGCCGCUCGUCCUGCGAACUCGAUUCAUGAUUGAUAGCCAAGUCUCGCCGAUGACGUUUUCCGUCGCCAAAUUUUUCGCCUCGUCCGCUGCGAUCCUCGUCAAGCUGCCCAUCGAGACGGUGCUACGCCGCGGCCAGAUGGCUGUGCUCACGGGCCAGCAGUACGCUCGGGUGCUCGGGGCAAAGGAUCAGAAAUUCGAAACCAUUGUUCCCAUCGGGCGGUACAAGGGCGUCUUCGGCACCAUGUACCACAUCGCUUCCGAGGAGGGCACGCGGGAGAUUUCGGCCUCGCAGCCUCCCAAGAAGGGCAAGGCGAAGGCUAGGACCCUUCAGCCUACGCACAGAAAGGGGCAGGGCCUGGAGGGUCUUUGGCGUGGCUGGAAGGUCAACUGGUGGGGCCUCGUUGGACUCUGGACGGCGAGUGUCGUUGGCCGUGGUGGCGAGGGCGAGUUCUAAUGGCAGGAGGCGUGUAUACUCAGCUGGGAGGUGCAUUUGGGCGGCAAGGCGUUACGGGUUGGGAACUCUCCCCUAUGACUAUGAUGAUGGGCGGCAUGAUAUCCUCUUUUCUUCGUCACAUGUAACAAUGACAACA